Messenger RNA from Zymoseptoria tritici IPO323, 570 nucleotides. RefSeq lists its product as uncharacterized. The coding region runs from base 138 to 344 and encodes 68 amino acids. Lineage: Eukaryota; Fungi; Ascomycota; Dothideomycetes; Mycosphaerellales; Mycosphaerellaceae. The transcript has a single exon. The record is from RefSeq and is a predicted model, not a curated record.
UCGCGAUCCAAAAAAUCGAGCCCACAAAGGCAGACAUCGCUGUGCUAUUGAGGACACUGGCUCCAGCAACAGAGUUCAGAAGACUGCAGUUGGUCUGCCGUCGGAGCCACGAGAUACAACGCUGCAAGCCGAAGAAUAUGGCCCGACUCUUCAGGCCGUGGAUACUUCGCUUGAUCGACUUCGAUGUAAUGAGCAGCCGCGCAGCCGCGAAAGACCCGCUUCCAGACCGCCAUUUCGUCAAGGUUGUACGUUUCCGCGGAUGCAAGAAGUGUGACGACUACAUUGUCGAAGUGUGGAAGCACCGCGAGGGAUUCCUGGAAAGGGCGAAACUUCUUUCGGGAUAGACAGCGGGGUGAUGGACCUGAAAAAGUGUUUCGAGGGAUCUGAGGUCGAUGGGGAAUGUGAUGUAACAGGCCAAGAUCAUAGAUGAUCUAUCUUUGUCCAUAAGAACGCGAGGAACAGUUCCCAAUUGUCGAUCAGACUUCAGAGUGAGCGAGUGAUCCGCCGUCUUCUUACUUAUCCUUGCGAUCUUGAUUUCGAUGUCUUCAUCAAGUGAAGUGCUCGCAGCGG